Messenger RNA from Halteromyces radiatus, 453 nucleotides. RefSeq names its product acyl CoA binding protein-domain-containing protein. The transcript has 3 exons. Bases 1 to 453 code for a protein of 150 amino acids. Gene Ontology annotation, molecular function: fatty-acyl-CoA binding. The record is from RefSeq and is a predicted model, not a curated record. NCBI's taxonomy places the organism in Eukaryota, Fungi, Mucoromycota, Mucoromycetes, Mucorales, Cunninghamellaceae. Gene Ontology annotation, biological process: fatty acid metabolic process.
AUGAAUAAUUCUAUACCUCCUCAUUAUUCAAACAGAUAUAUUCAACAACGUUAUAAUAAAGCUUUACAAAUAGUACAACACUUACCUGCUUCUAGUUUUCAACCUACAAAAGAACAAAAACUUCAACUUUAUGCCUAUUAUAAACAAGUAUCUCUUGGCAAUGUGAAUACACCUAGACCGGGAUUAUUUGACGUGGUUGGAAGAGCAAAGUGGGAUGCUUGGAAGAAACUAGAAGGAACCAACAAAUUAGAAGCUCAACAUCGUUAUGUCGAUACCCUUUUGGAAGCUGUAUCAGAAGCAUAUCAAAAACCUGCCAGUAGAAUUCAAGCUCAACAGAUAAUUCAGACAUUCGCCAUGAUGCGUCCUUCUCGUGACGAUGCUGAUGAUACAACAGACGAUGAUCUGACAUCAGCAACAGAAGAUGAUGGAGCACUAGAUGAUGAUGGUAAAUAA